AUGCAGAUACUUCAAGAACGAGACUCCUUUCUCUCCAACUUUGAAGUUGAACAACACCUCAAAAACAUCAAACGCAAAUACAACUGGUCUUUUCCCGGUGACGAAACGGAACAAGAUACAGAACUGCAAGCACAGCAAAACCACCAAACUGAUGCUGCCAGUAGAAAUGGGACAAAUAACAAGAGAAACGUGAAACAGAAACCUAGAUUCACCGAAUGCGGUAUUGAUCUCGAAAUCAUCACCAGGGAUGUAUUAUUGAUGAUGAAAAACAAUAGCAGCAACAUCAACAAUGCAAGUGCCACACCAGACAAUGCAAUGACAAACACUAAAUUCAAAGAACUAAUGCAAUUCUUGAACAAGUAUGAAUUGAUGAAAGUUGAGAAAUUGCAAAUCAUGAACUACUUACCCAGAGAAUUGGUAAUAUUGACCACAUUGGUAGAGGAGUGCGAAGAGAGAUUUGGCGAAGAAGGAUGCGAAGAGAUCAUAGCAAAAAUAAGACAACUAUUCCCAGUUGAAGAAGAAGAGGAGGAGGAGGAAGAAGAAGAGGAGGAAGGUGUACAAGAAGAUGCUGAAAUGGAAGAGUAA
Messenger RNA from Lodderomyces elongisporus, 585 nucleotides. Its product is annotated as DNA-directed RNA polymerase III subunit. The transcript has a single exon. Gene Ontology annotation, cellular component: RNA polymerase III complex. NCBI's taxonomy places the organism in Eukaryota, Fungi, Ascomycota, Pichiomycetes, Serinales, Debaryomycetaceae. Gene Ontology annotation, molecular function: nucleotide binding. Gene Ontology annotation, biological process: transcription initiation at RNA polymerase III promoter. The record is from RefSeq and is a predicted model, not a curated record. The coding region runs from base 1 to 585 and encodes 194 amino acids.